GGAGCGGGGAAACCCGGCGGGAUUCUGUUGUUGGAGAAGCAAAUGCGAAUAGCUGGGUGAGGAAGUCUUCAAAUCAAGGGACGCAACUGACCACAGAACCGGUCAAUAUGACACGAGUAUCGCAUGGGGCGUGCAACUUCAGUGACAGCCCGAGAAGGUGAAGUAGCUCCGUCCUCGGAGGAAAUGUUCAAGUGCAGCACUGGAACAGCUGAACCUCUGAAAUUUGAACCGGUUAAAUAACCAUCCACCGGGCAUUGGAUCCUGAAUGACCAUGCACCAUAGCACUACUCUACCUUUGGAUACAGUGCAUUCCACAGAUGCGUGAGCCAGAGGAGAGAUGGCAAGAAACGAAAAGAAAUUCAGCUGGAACUGCAGUGCAACAGCAAUCCAGUGAGCCAAAGGAGAGAAUCCCCCUGAGUCCCUCCCCUCCCAACUCCCACAACCCUUCACCACCAUGACCACUGAACUAGGGAGCAGCCUGACCUCCAUGGACUGGCUUCCCCAGCUCACCAUGCGGGCGGCCAUCCAGAAGUCCGACUCAGGGCACCACGGGCAUCAUGGCCACGGACCGGGCAAGAAGAGCACCCCGCUGGACCCGGGCACAACACUGGACCAGGAGGAGGCGGCCCAGCACCGGGACGGCAAGCCACCCUAUAGCUACGCCAGCCUAAUCACAUUUGCCAUUAAUGGUUCGCCACACAAGAGGAUGACCCUCAGCGAGAUCUACCAAUGGAUCUGUGACAACUUCCCCUACUACUGGGAGGCAGGCAGCGGCUGGAAGAACUCAAUACGGCAUAAUCUGUCCCUGAACAAGUGUUUUCUCAAAGUGCCUCGCUCUAAAGAUGACCCUGGAAAAGGUUCCUACUGGGCUAUAGACACCAACCGUAAAGAGGACACACUUCCCACCAGGCCAAAGAAGAGGCCACACUCUGGAGAAAGGGCGUACAGCCUAGAAUCGGAGACCCUGCGAAUGGACUGUAUAAUGUAUGGAGAUGCCUCUCCCACUCUGGCAAUCAACACAGUAACUAACAAGGUAGCGUUGUACAAGACAGAGAAUAAGGGCAGUGAUAGCCCCCGGAGCAGCCUCAAUAACAGCCUCUCAGACCAGAGCCUUGCCUCCGUCAACCUCAACAGCAUGCACCGCUACACCCCGGUCAGUAGUAACUUGGAGCCCUCCCAGUCUCUAAGUCUACAGCAGCCUCCUCCCCCUCCCUCUACUCCUCCGCAACCCCAGUGCAGUGUGGCCGAGCAGGACAAGCAGCUCCUCUUCUCUGAUUUCGAGGACCUCAGUGUCUCGUUCCAAAACCUCUAUAAGUCUGUCUUUCAGCAGUCCUUCAGCCAGCAAGGUAUCACGGGUAUGCCCCGUGAAUUGAGCCAGCAGCCGCGGACGUCGUGCUCCUAUCAGCACUCCCCCUGUGUGGGCAACAGCAACAGUGCCCACAGCCACCAACACAACCACGGUCACGUUCAUAACCACCCCCACCACCACCCGCCUCUCUCACAGCACCUCUCUCCCCACUUGACUCACAACCAACAUCAACCUCAUCCGAACACUCAACAUGGGCAGCACCCUCAACACAGCCAGCACCCCAACAGUGGGCAGCAGUCCCAGCACCAUACUGGCCAGCCACCACAGAUAACCUGCACUAACACUUGUCUGUCCGCCAACUGGUACCCCAACCUGGACUGGCUGAAGGAGAGCUGUCGCAUUGCCAGCAGCUACAAUUGGGCUGACGUGGACCUCUCUCCAUUCCAAGGACUGAAGGAGAGCAUGAGGCAGGCGGAGCUGAACAACUGGUCCCUGGACCUGGCCCAGAUAGCAGACCUAUGCUCCUCCAUCAACCAGUUCUUCACACGCACCGGGAUCAUCCCACCACAGGGGCCACCCAUGCCCACCUGCCACAACCCCAUGCACACCAGCAAGCCCAGCCAGCACAUCAACACGGGUAAUCUGUACAUGGACUCCAGACAGAACAUGUCUUCAAUGAUGGGACCCCCGGGUUACCCCCACAUGCCCCCCAUGAGCAAUGCAGGCUCCACGGUGACAGGGCACCAUGACCAGAUGAACCAGCAGCACAUGAUGCCACCCGGGCACUACCAGAUGAGGAGGCUGCCCACCAACGACAUCCAGGACGACUUUGACUGGGACGCCAUCGUUUAGGAUCUCCCUGAAAAGAGGAAGGAAAGGAGGGAUAGGGAGAGGAUGUGAGAAGAGAGGAAACGACCACCUGCCCAGAAAAAAGACAUUCCAGAAGAGGAAUAUCAAUCCCAUGAUCUUGGUCUUUUUAUACGAGAGUAUAGAGAGUGACUUUGACGACAAUCAUACAGAAGGAGACAAGUCAGCGUUUGCCAGUCGACAAGUCGGAUGGUCACAUUCGAGAAACAAACACUUUUAGAAUGGUUUGCAUUGUCUCAUCUCAAUGUUCCGAGGGCCAACAGUUUUACAAGUGUCGGUGAAGUAUAUAUUUUUGUAUUCAUGCUUCUAUUCUCGUUUCUUUCCACUGAAAGCUGACAUUGGAAGCUAGAGUUUGUGAUUCACAAUAACUUUGUUUUCAAGGGAUGACCGCCUGCCACAACUGAAAGGAAUGGGCGCGGAUGAAAAAGAUAAGUGCUAGUAUACAUAUGAACAAGACUUGUCUCAAAGUGAUACAUUUUUGUUCCAUCACUACACAGACAUCUGGCAUCUUGCCAGUUAGUCCGGACAGUAUUGCAACUCCUUGUCCCUCAAUGUAGCACCCCUCACCUAUCUGACAGGAGUGAUCCAUGGAAUGAUACUUUCGCCACUUCCAAGAAAUAAAUUUAGUUUGAAAUUUGAUAAGGAAAGACCAGAUAAGGAUGCUCAUUCCAACAAGUGUCUGAUCUCUUUGACUGACUCAAACAAUGCCAACUGUAUGGAAUUGAGCACCAUCUUGUGGUUGCAGGCUUAUAUUGCAGAGGGAAUUGACCGUAUUUGGUCAGAGGAGAAAUCACAUUGCACCAGAUGUCGGUUCAAAUGAUUUUUUGAAAUCAUUCAAAUUCUUUGAGCAUUUGUUUCAGCCCGCCUUGAGUGCCAGAUGGGCGGGGCUUGCACUUUAAGGACGGUUCUAUUGGUUCCAUCGCAAAGGGCAUGCUAAAUCAAGCACAGCUGAAGUUUUAUAUAUGAUUUGAAUCCAUGUAUGAAUUGCACCCUUAUAUUUUUAUUUUUUAUCCUUAAUGUCUACGUAACUUGCUUUAUCUUUCAAUGGUUUGAUGAACAAAACACUUCCACUGCAGCGGUUAUUUUGUGCUUCGUAUGUCACCACUUAACUCUGUGCUCAUGAAAAAAAUUGUGACGCUGGGCCAAUGCUAUGUAUGUAUCGCCUGUCAAUCCCUUACUGGUGGUGUUAUGGUGUCUACAGUUUUAUCUAGCUCUGUGUCUGUGUGCGUGCAUGCGCCUGUGCCUGUGUGAGAGUGUGCAAGUAUGUGUUAGCGUUCAUCAGGACUGUCCUGUUACUAGCUCCAUGGUACGAAGGCCUCCGGGUCCCUGUUUCCUAUUAUUUCAGAAUAAUGCAUAACCCCUAUUUCCUUUCUUAGCAUUACCAAAACGUCAAAGGUGAAAUGGGUAUGUGUGGUUUAAUGUACCUGUUGGCAGGUGCUUUGACAACUGUGGCGGAAAGGUACACCCAAUGUACUACAUUAUAAGCUAAAUUAAGUGAAAUAAUGUGGAUUUAGGACUUUAGGACUUACAGUAUAUAGUAGACUCGUGUGCCAGGUGAACGAGACUACUAUAACGUGACUUUAGUCUUUGGCCUGACAAUAAAUAACAUGUAGUCCUCCUGUUCAAAAUGAUCACAUGGUUACAGAUUGGCUACAUUCCCAUUCUCCCGAAGUGUGCAAUCGUAUCCUUGAAUUGCCCCUCAUAGAUUUAAAAGGAAUUAACUUGCACCAAUCCAGUUAUGUGGGGGGGGUGAAUGAGUGUACACUUUUGGAGGGUAGAGAAUCAGAAUGGACGGGGACACAGAUGAUUCCAAGGUGCCUAGUCAUAGGAUGGGAGAGGGUAAGCCGUGUACUGGGUACGGUAGCAUCAAGUAGAGAAAAUGGUUAGACUGGUGGGCCUAACCUGUCCCUAUCUUCUGGGGGGAAAAAAUCGUAAAAAGAGCUCAGUGAGGGAAAGAGUGUGGUGGACAAUGCAGUAGAAACAAUAAAUAAACAGACAAAAUGAUCUAAUGAGCUGCAUUUGAACUGUGAUACUUACAAUUUUCAGUGUCUUGUUCUCUCUGUAACCAUUUAGUAUACCUACAGUUCCAUAAUGGAAAUCAUAUCCAUUGAACAAUGUAAAUCAGUAUUUAACUGAAUAUAUACAGGGAUGAUUAUUAAACGGGACCCAAAGUGCUCGUGUCUUUUAAAGAACUCAAAUGAUUUAUAAAUGCGGUAAAGAGGCCAAUUGCCUCACGUUCAACAAAUCUGUUCUAACAAAGUGGAUAUUCGGCAAAUCCGCAAUGAUGGAUUUAUUGUAACAGGCUCACAAUCAGUAAGAUUUAGAAAUAUUUAGAUAUAUUUGGAUGUUUUUACAUACCAUUUGGAAGUAGUCCCUUUUCAGGUUUAGAAGAAGUGACUGCUAAAUGCUAGCUCACGUUUAUGAGUGAAAUCGGUGGUGUUAGUCGUUUUUAACUACACUGCUCAAAAAAAUAAAGGGAACACUUCAACAACACAAUGUAACUCCAAGUCAAUCACACUUCUGUGAAAUCAAACUGUCCACUUAGGAAGCAACACUGAUUGACAAUACAUUUCACAUGCUGUUGUGCAAAUGGAAUUCACAACAGGUGGAAAUUAUAGGCAUUUAGCAAGACACCCCCAAUAAAGGAGUGGUUCUGCAGGUGGGGAUGUUCUGGUCAUUUUUGAAUGCUGGUGGUGCUUUCACUCUAGUGGUAGCAUGAGACGGAGUCUACAACCCACACAAGUGGCUCAGGUAGUGGAGCUCAUCCAGGAUGGCGCAUCAAUGCGAGAUGUGGCAAGAAGGUUUGCUGUGUCUGUCAGCGUAGUGUCCAGAGCAUGGAGGCGCUACCAGGAGACAGGCCAGUACAUCAGGAGACAUGGAGGAGGCCGUAGGAGGGCAACAACCCAGCAGCAGGACCGCUACCUCCGCCUUUGUGCAAGGAGGAGCACUGCCAGAGCCCUGCAAAAUGACCUCCAGCAGGCCACAAAUGUGCAUGUGUCUGCUCAAAUGGUCAGAAACAGACUCCAUGAGAGUGGUAUGAGGGCCCGACGUCCACAGGUGGGGGUUGUGCUUACAGCCCAACGCCGUGCAGGACGUUUGUCAUUUGCCAGAGAACACCAAGUUUGGCAAAUUCACCACUGGUGCCCUGUGCUCUUCACAGAUGAAAGCAGGUUCACACUGAGCACAUGAGACAGACGUGACAGUCUGGAGAUGCAGUGGAGAACGUUCUGCUGCCUGCAACAGCCUCCAGCAUGACUGCUUUGGCGGUGGGUCAGUCAUGGUGUGGGGUGGCAUUUCUUUGGGGGGCCGCACAGCCCUCCAUGUGCUCGCCAGAGGUAGCCUGACUGCCAUUAGGUACCGAGAUGAGAUCCUCAGACUCCUUGUGAGACCAUAUGCUGAGGCAGUUGGCCAUGGGUUCCUCCUAAUGCAAGACAAUGCUAGACCUCAUGUGGCUGGAGUGUGUCAGCAGUUCCUGCAAGAGGAAGGCAUUGAUGCUAUGGACUAGCCCGCCCGUUCCCCAGACCUGAUUCCAAUUGAGCACAUCUGGGAUAUCAUGUCUCGCUCCAACCACCAACGCCAGGUUGCACCACAGACUGUCCAGGUCUGGGAGGAGAUCCCUCAGGAGACCAUCCGCCACCUCAUCAGGAGCAUGCCCAAGCGUUGUAGGGAGGUCCUACCGGCACGUGGAGGCCACACACACUACUGAGCCUCAUUUUGACAUGUUUUAAGGACAUUACAUCAAAGUUGGAUCAGCCUGUAGUGUGGUUUUCCACUUUAAUUUUGAGUGUGACUCCAAAUCCAGACCUCCAUGGGUUGAUAAAUUUGAUUUCCAUUGAUAAUUUUUGCGUGAUUUUUGUUGUCAGCACAUUCAACUAUGUAAAGAAAAGUAUUUAAUUCAUUCAGAUCUAGGAUGUGUUAUUUUAGUGUUCCCUUUAUUUUUUUGAGCAGUGUAUAAUGCAUAAUGCACUUGACUGGUGACGAUGAAUGGACAUGCAUUGGGCUUGACAUCCAUACAAGCAUGGUACUCCAAUUUUUACCUCGACAUAGGCUAUUGUUUACAUGUGUAUUUCACACUUAAGUGUCGUAUCAUUUUGCUGGGGGGUAAUGAUGAGAUUCGGGAAUGUUCCCCAUAUGUUUAUAUGGCAUUUCCAUUGACCUCUUUACCGCAUCUAUGGUCAAGAUUUCUGAUUCCUGAUUUCUGUCACGUGCUGGUUUUUGAUGACGAGCAGAAACAAUAUAUUGUAUGUCAGUGUGUUAUUGUGCUGACUGUAUGUCAUUUCAAAUCAUCAGUGAAUGAUGACUCAUGAAUGAAACAAAUGGAGGGAGGGGUAGUAUUUUGUUCUUUCAAGAGAGAAACCUUGUGUGUGUAUAUAUAAAUGUGAUCAAAUGCAUUGGCUUUUUUGUGACACUCUUCCUUGUACUGUGUCUUAGUUAAAUGUUUAUUAAAAUGGUAUUGAUCAAUUUUA
Messenger RNA from Oncorhynchus masou masou (cherry salmon), 6642 nucleotides. Its product is annotated as forkhead box protein J3-like. The transcript is spliced from 13 exons. Gene Ontology annotation, molecular function: DNA-binding transcription factor activity, RNA polymerase II-specific; RNA polymerase II cis-regulatory region sequence-specific DNA binding. The record is from RefSeq and is a predicted model, not a curated record. Bases 455 to 2161 code for a protein of 568 amino acids. Gene Ontology annotation, biological process: regulation of transcription by RNA polymerase II. NCBI's taxonomy places the organism in Eukaryota, Metazoa, Chordata, Actinopteri, Salmoniformes, Salmonidae. Gene Ontology annotation, cellular component: nucleus.